Psilocybe cubensis is the source of this 2574-nucleotide messenger RNA. RefSeq lists its product as uncharacterized. Lineage: Eukaryota; Fungi; Basidiomycota; Agaricomycetes; Agaricales; Agrocybaceae. The record is from RefSeq and is a predicted model, not a curated record. Bases 1 to 2574 code for a protein of 857 amino acids. The transcript is spliced from 2 exons. Gene Ontology annotation, cellular component: cytoplasm.
AUGUGGAAGUGGAAGUGGAAGGAGGAAGCGCGCGAACACCUGGACCUCGACCUGGUCCUGGGGGUUGUACCGGUGUUCAUCAACCCGUUCGCACACUCCAACGAUAGUUCUGCGUAUGGAAAUGGGCCUGCUACGGCGCCGAUGGCGUUGUCGUCGUGGUACGGAUACGGAUACGGGGAGGGGAGCUUCAACGAUGUCGGCAAUGAAAACAAUGUCGGUAAUGGUAAUGACUUCAACGGGAACAACUUCAACGGGAACACUUUCACCGCCAGUAACUUCACCGGUGUCCAUUUCAACGCCAAUACCUUCAACUUCAACGCCAAUACCUUCAACGCCACUAUGGACCCACUGCACGUCGCCAUGGACACAGACGCGGAGAUCAUACCCCGCGGACACCGCCGCUCGUCGUCUGUGCCGCUACCUAACGAGUGGGGGGUGUAUACCCAUGGUCAUACCUUUGGACAUAACUUUGGUCAUAACGUUGGUCAUAACGUUGGUCAUAGCUUUGGUCAUACCUUUGGACAUACCUUUGGUCAUAACGUUGGUCAUAGCUUUGGGUAUGGGUCUGGAUAUAAUUAUGGGAAUACUUUUGGGCAUGGGCAUGGGUCGGGUGCUCAGAUUUUCCAUGGUGGUGCGGGUGCGGGUGCGACAGGGAAUAUCGCGGUUCGGGGUGUACCUCAAUUCACGAACCCGUUUUCUACGGGGUUGGCGGAUUCGGCGUCGACGUCGGCGUCGACGUCUGCACCGUCUGCAUCUACAUCCACGGCUCUGUCCGCAGCUGCAGCUACAGCUGCAUCUGCAUCUGCCUCGACAGCUAUAGCUACGACUAUAGCUACGGUUCAAUCCACGGCUCUGGAUACAGCUACGACACCAUCCGGUGAUGAACAUGUCGAUCCUCGACGGCAACGCCACCUGAAUCAGCAGCAGCAGUUUUACACGCCGGACAUCGAUCGCGAUGUACACGCGCAUGCAUAUACCCACCAAUCGACUGCAGACGUGGGCGGGGGUGGGGGCGGGAGUGUGCACCACCCGACGCCGGUGCGCGCGAUGCCGUUUGGGCUCGGGAUUGGUGUUGGUGUUGGUGGCGGGGUUGGUGUUGGUGUUGGUGUUGAUCGACAGGUAUACGAGGAUCAGGAUCAGACUCGGGAUCGGGAGCAUAAUCAGGCUCAAGGUCAGACUCGGUAUCAGACCCAGAAUCACGGUCGGGAUCAAGCCCAGGAUCAGGAUCAUGAGCAUGAGCAUGAUCAAGCUCGCAGUCAAUCUUAUCUUCAAGCUCAGUAUGCGGACCACGCGCAGUAUCAGUCUCACCAGACUCAUUCGCAGUACAGCCACCUGCACUUCCAUCCGGAUAUCCAAAAUCAGCUCCAAAAUCAAGCGCACCUCCAAGCGCACCUCCAAACCCAAUACCCCUCCCACCAAUACCCUUCCCAAUUCCAACAUCACUCCCACCGAUACCCAACACAACUCCCCUCCCAACACCCCUCCCACUUCCCAAACCCAAACACAUACCCCUACACAUACCCACACGCAAACCAACAAACACAACACACGCAAUACACGCAAUACACCCCACGCCCCUCGCUCCGCCUCAGCGUCGCGUUUGAGAUGGGGUUCGUUGGGCAUCGGAGAGCGAGUUCGGCGCAGGGGCGGUUGAUGCGUUGGGGGUGGGGUGGGGGCGGGGGAGGAGGGGGUGCGGAUGCGGGAGGGGGUGCGGGAGGGGGAGGAGAGGGAGGAGAGGGAGGUGCGGGAGGAGGUGGGGGAGGAGGUGUGGGUGCGGUUGGGGGAGCGGAAGGAGGGGGAGGUGGGGGAGGUGGGGGAGGUGGGGGAGGAGGUGAGGUGAGUGGGGGAGGGAAACAGGAACGGGAAGUGGAGCGGGAGGGGGAGGUGGAAGACACGGAGGACCAGGGACACCUACAAGCGCAAGAGAACACUACGCCGACAUACGCCUCGUUUUCGCGAGACAUCGGAGUGCACCCGGAUUCUCACUCGCAUUUGCAUUCGCAGUCGCAUCGUCAUUCUGACUCGCAUUCGAACUCGCACUCAAACUCCAGCGCACACGCGCACUCAAACUCACACAUGCACAUGCACUCAAACUCCCACUCGAGCGUCCACUCGCACUCGAACUCAAACUCCUACUCGAGCGUCUACUCGCACUCGCACUCAAACUCGAGCACGCACGCAAACUCGCCUAUCACCGUCCCGCGUCUGCCAAGCUUCGAUAUGAGCGCGUACAUGGACAUGGACAUGAACAUGGACUCUGCAAUGGGUAUGGGGAUGCAUUUGGGUGUGGGCUUGGACUCGGGUGUGGGUAUGGGUAUGGGGAUGGGUAUGGCUGAGAACGGGAUGGGGAUGGUUGAGAACGGGAUGGGGAUGGUUGAGAGCGGGAUGGGAUUCGGUGCAGGGCUGGACAUGCAAUCGGGGAUGGGAAUGGGGUCUGGUAUGGGUAUCAUGGUGCAGGGAGCCAGUGGUGAUCUGGAUGUGUAUGCGGUGCACCAGAACGCGCAGGGGCAGGGGCAGGGGCAAGGGCACGCGCUGGGGAAGGGGGAGUAUAGUGGGUAUCAUGUGUACGAGUGA